AUGGCACGGUCCGUGCUGCAACUCGUCGAAGCUUUUCGCGAUAUUAUUGCAGCCCAACGCAACCUUGCUCUGCGUGGUAUCGUGCAUCGUGACAUCAGCACGCGCAACAUGCUACUCAAUGAAAGACUCGAUGCGGGGGUAGGCACGCGGGGAAUUCUGAUUGAUUUCGACAUGGCCAAGUUUAUUGAUAGGACGACGAGCGGGGAGAGUACCGAUGGUACUCGUCUGUUCCAGUCUAUCAAGGUACUGCUGGGUCUCGGUAAGCACGACUAUCUGGACGAUCUGGAGUCCAGUUUCUACGGCCUGUGCUGGUUUGCGUUCACGCUCGAGCGCCCUUGCGUUCCUCGCGCGUCGAUACCCGUUACACUGAAGAAUUGGGAUUCGCCGAACUUGCAGUUGGCAGCAGACGCAAAAAGGAGCUUUAUCAACGACCCGCCAAUGGUCGGAGACCUCAUUGCACCGACGAUGAGUCCGUAUCUGGAAGGAUUGCUCCUGCGGCUCCAGACAUUCUUCAGGGAGACUGCGCUUCCCAGGAUCGCCGAGUACCAGGCUCAGCAGGAUGAAGAAGCAAGAAAAAAGAAAGAGAAACGUACGGCGGCAUUGAAAAAGUUUGAGCGAUUAGAAGGUACCUGGGUGGAGGAACCACGUAAUGUUCCAGACCCGUUGGACACAUCGGCAGAACAGAUGGAGAAACAUUUCCAAGAAGUCCUUAAGCAUGUGGAUAAUGCCAUUACAUUGCUCAAGGAGGACCCCGACGAGGAUGCGAUAGCUAGCAAUGCGAGCGCGCCUAGCGGCAUCGACGAACAUGAGCGCCGCAUCCCUGUCUGGGAAAAUGCCUACUCUUCCGAGUCGGACGCCCAUUCCUCGUCGUCGGGGAUGACCCUGCCGUUGCCACCAAUGCAGGAAAUUCACGUGCUGCUACCCCCGCUUCAUCAAGUGCAAAAGAAAGGAAGCAAGAAACUGCUCCUAGAUCAUGUGUCGAUGCCGCCGAAGCCAUCGGAAAAGGAGAAGGCGAGGAGGGACUCGUCCAGUACUCAGUCCUCAGGCAGCCAGAAGCGGGUUCGGGAACUCGAGGACAACCUCCAGCGCCGUGAUCUGGGAGACGCUAGACGGAGCUCGAAGAGGUACAAGAACAAGAGGGGUUUCCGGGAUUCGAGUCCGAAAUGAUUGCUGCUCGACGUUUGCCGUCUACUAGUAGUUCUAUCCCGUUUUGUCGUAUCGUUUUGCUUGCUUUGCUUUGCUGCGCUGCUCUCGUCGUCGGAACACUUACAAGUAUCUAUUGGUGCAAUAUAUUUGAUUUGAGUGUCCUCGUUUGCAUACCUUGACGGG
Gloeophyllum trabeum ATCC 11539 is the source of this 1329-nucleotide messenger RNA. RefSeq lists its product as uncharacterized. Bases 1 to 1167 code for a protein of 388 amino acids. The record is from RefSeq and is a predicted model, not a curated record. The transcript is spliced from 4 exons. Gene Ontology annotation, biological process: protein phosphorylation. Gene Ontology annotation, molecular function: ATP binding; protein kinase activity. Lineage: Eukaryota; Fungi; Basidiomycota; Agaricomycetes; Gloeophyllales; Gloeophyllaceae.